Molecule: messenger RNA, 2304 nt
Organism: Alternaria novae-zelandiae
Lineage: Eukaryota; Fungi; Ascomycota; Dothideomycetes; Pleosporales; Pleosporaceae
Gene: GCS1
Product: Zn finger-containing GTPase- Activating Protein for ARF
Exons: 7
Coding region: 1-2304 (767 amino acids)
Biological process (GO): glutathione biosynthetic process
Cellular component (GO): glutamate-cysteine ligase complex
Molecular function (GO): glutamate-cysteine ligase activity
Source: RefSeq, a predicted model, not a curated record
AUGAGCCGGCUUGGUAGAGCGAAGAAGAGACAUGUCGUCGACGCUUUUGGUGCCAAUACUUGCGGCGCGGUCGGUAUCAUGCCACCGGAGCCCGCGGCCCGCGACAAUGGUAUCCAAGGGGACCCUUUCGCAACGUACAUUAUCGGGAUUCUGAACCUAGUGCUCCCCGAACACCUCCCCGCAAUCGCCGUUCAAGACGAGAAGCCACCCAUUCACACGUCUGCUCGGCCCGCCCGUGCACCAACCCGCAUUGGACUGCCUACCGCAACGCCUUACAGAACUUGGGGAUGGGUCUGCUGUGAGAUCCGUGCUACUUUGCGCGCCGCCCUCGCUAAUGCCAUAUCAAGUGCCCUUGGAACGCCUCUUGACUGGCCAGAGGCCAAGAAAGUUGCUGGCCAGCAAUUACUCGCUAUCUGGCGCAAUGCUAAAGGCAAGGAGAGGGAUGCCCUUCUUUGGGGAGAUGAGAUCGAGUACUUGGUUGUUUGCUAUGACCAGGACAACCGCAAGGUCCGACUAUCGCUCCGCCAGGCCGAUAUCCUGGCUGCGCUGGCCAACGAUGAAAAGCUUCUGCAGCAGGGCGGCGGAGUACCUGACUUGCAAACCGGAGACGCCGACGCGAAGGAAAACCCGGCGCCGGUGUUCCAUCCUGAGUUCGGCAGAUUCAUGCUCGAAGCAACUCCUGGGAAGCCCUGGGGCAUUGGCUUCAAGGACCUGCUUGACGUUGAACCAAACAUGAAAUGGAGACGAACCAUAGCGAAGGAUCACAUGGCACAGACCGAGUUUCCAAUCACAUUAACGACGUUCCCUCGUCUUGGAUCGGCCGAUUGUAUCGUACCAUCAUAUCCUGUUUCAGGACCCAAGCUGCGCUCCCAGUUUGUUCCGGACGAAAUUGCCAAUCCACACAUUCGCUUUCCCACACUUGCAGCAAACAUUCGUUGGCGAAGGGGCCGGAAGGUCGAAGUAAACGUCCCUGUGUUCAAGGACGAGAACACGCCAUGGCCGUGGAAGGAUCCUACAGUCAACUAUGACAUGCAUAACUGGCCUGAAGAUGACGACGUGCGCAAUGGUGCUGCCAAGGACAACUACAUCCACAUGGAUGCCAUGGCUUUUGGCAUGGGAAGCUGCUGUCUGCAGAUCACUUUCCAAGCAAAGAACAUUGAAGAGGGAAGGAAGAUGUACGACCAGCUCAGCCCGAUAGCACCUAUCCUGCUAGCAUUGACGGCGGCGACCCCCAUCUACAAGGGCUUCCUGGCCGACACCGAUGUGCGGUGGAACCAGAUUAGCAGGGCAGUCGAUGAUCGUACGCCCGAAGAACUUGGGGAGAAGUCGCUCAAGAACGACCGAUGGCGACUACCCAAAUCUCGCUACGCAUCAAACUCAACCUAUAUCUCCCAAGAUCCUCGCCUACGCCCUGAGUAUCUCGACCCGGAUCUCAUUAUUGACAGCGACAUCAAGCAACGGCUAGUCGAGGGUGGUAUGGACGAUCUACUAGCGACACACUUUGCUCACCUGUUCAUCCGCGAUCCCAUUGUCGUUUUUGCCGAAGAUCUUCAAGAGCUGGACCUUACCAAGGCCGACCACUUUGAAAACCUGCAGUCGACCAAUUGGCAGCACAUGCGCUUCAAGCCACCGCCAGCUGGCUCCGACAUGGGCUGGCGCGUCGAGUUCCGGCCCAUGGAGAUCCAAAUCACAGAUUUCGAAAAUGCUGCAUUUUCGAUCUUCAUUGUGCUACUGACCCGUGCUAUCCUCUCAUUCAACCUCAACUUCUACAUUCCCAUCACGCUAGUGAGCGAGAACAUGGAAACGGCGCACAUUCGCGACGCUGUAUCGACGCAGAAAUUCUGGUUCCGAAAGGACCCUUUCUCGACACACAAGUCGGGCGGAACGGGUACAUCUACACCAGCUGGAAAUGCCAGUCGCCCAGCGACGCCCACCGGCCCAGUGGAAGACGAGUACGAGCAGAUGACUAUCAAUGAAGUCAUCAACGGAAAGACUACUUCCGAUGGUAAUGGCUUCCCGGGUCUCAUCCCGCUUGUGGAAUCCUACCUCAACAGCAUGAAUGUCGAUGUUGAAACACGAUGCGAUCUCGCCACGUACCUGGACUUGAUCCGCAAACGCGCCAAUGGUACAUACUGGACUGCGGCCAAGUGGAUCAGGCAUUUCGUUCAGACGCAUCCAAACUACAAGAAGGAUAGCGUUGUUGGAGACGACAUCACAUACGAUGUCGUCAAGGCUGCCGAGCAGAUUACACGUGAGGAAGGCAAGGAUGGCUUGGGUGUGGAGAUGCUUGGCAAGCGUCGUUGA